Molecule: messenger RNA, 2374 nt
Organism: Panthera uncia (snow leopard)
Lineage: Eukaryota; Metazoa; Chordata; Mammalia; Carnivora; Felidae
Product: cationic amino acid transporter 3-like
Exons: 1
Coding region: 188-1942 (584 amino acids)
Biological process (GO): transmembrane transport; amino acid transport
Cellular component (GO): plasma membrane
Molecular function (GO): amino acid transmembrane transporter activity
Source: RefSeq, a predicted model, not a curated record
UAUGGAGGGAUGACAGACACCAGAAGAAAUACAAAACAGCAUCUUUGAAGCCUGACCAAUGGACUGUGGCAGCCCCAAGUCAACUUAGCUUAAUUCAGCCUCACCAAACAUGAUCCCAGACUGAUCCCAGACUACAUGGGCUUGAUACAGCUGUCUGAUCCUAGAAUCUUCUUCAAUUCCAGCUAGAAUGCUGUAUCAGAUACUUCGCAGAUUUUUUCAAAAGCUGGUACGCAAAAAUAUGCCAACAGAGCAUGGGAUUCAAGUUAACAUCCACCUGAGCACUCUGGAUUUAGUUGCCCUCGGUGUGGGCCGCACAGUGGGUAUAGGUGUGUAUGUCCUGGCUGGUGAGGUGGCUAGCAGUCAAGCAGGGCCAUCCAUUGUGAUCUGCUUUUUGGUGGCUGGCCUAACUUCUGUGUUGGCUGGGCUGUGCUAUGCAGAGAUUAGUGCCCGUACCCAGGUUCCGCAUUCUGGCUCUGCAUAUCUCUACAGCUUUGUCACUAUAGGUGAACUCUGGGCUUUCCUCAGUGGCUGGAACCUCAUCCUCUCCUUUGUUGCUGAUACAGCCAUUGUGGCCUGUGCCUGGACCUUAGUUUUUGCCAACCUGUUUGGGAACCAGAUCGCUCAGACCCUUAAUGAGAACAUCUCACCUCAUGUUCCCCAAGUACUUGCAGAAUAUCUAGGCUUCAUUGUUGUGGGCCUAAUGUUGUUGCUCAUCGAAUUGCAGACUCUGCCAUUUCAUACAUUUUUCCUGGUUGCCAAAGUGAUUACAUUGGUGAAACUUUUGGUUCUUGUUUUUUUCAUAAUCUCUGGCUUCAUUAAGGGAGACCUGCAAAACUGGAAGCUCACAGAAGACGACUAUGUAAAAGCUGGACUCAAUGACACCUCAAGCUUGGGCCCUCUGGGCUCUGGAGGAUUUGUGCCAUUUGGCUUUGAGGGGAUUCUCCAUGGAACAGCUACCUGUUUCUAUGCAUUUAUAGGUUUCAGCAUCGUUCUUACAACAGUCAAGAAAGAGCAGAAUUCUCAGUGUUCCAUCCCCAUGGGCAUUAUGAUUUCACUGUUCAUCUGCUUUGUGCUGUAUUGUGGUGUCUCCUCAGCACUUACGCUUAUGGUGCCUUACUAUCAGUUUCAACGUGGGAGCACCUUGCCUGAGGCAUUUUUCCUUAUUGGCUGGGCACCUGCGUACUAUGUUGUAGCUUUUGGAUUUUUCUGUAGUCUUUCUGCCAGCCUUUUGAGCUUUAUGUUCCCCAUUCGUCGGUUGAUACACAUGAUGGCAAAAGAUGGCCUCCUGUUCCCUGUCCUUGCUAGAGUGCGUACUGGCUCAUACUCCCGCAUCAUGGCUUCUGUGAUAUUUAGUAUUAUUGCAGCAAACAUGGCAUUCUUCUUGGAACUCACUGAUCUUGUGGACCUCAGGUCACUUGAGUCUCUGCUAGCUUACUCCCUGGUUGCUCUUUGUGUUCUCAUCCUUCGAUAUCAGCAGAGUGGAGGAAAUGAACCAAUGGUUCAGGAGGAGAGUGGACUGGCAGCAGAAAGGCUAACUCUACAAGGACUACUUUUUCCGGGCAGCUCCUCCCCAACUCCACUCUCUGGCCGGGUUGUCCGUGUUUGCUCCUCACUGCUUGCUCUGCUGCUAAUUCUUCUUUGCUUGGUGCUGGCCCAGUGGCCAAUUCUGCUUUCUGGAGACCCAGUGUGGAUUUCAGUGGUUGUGCUGCUCCUGGUUCUCAUCACUGGGCUUACUGGGGUCAUCUGGAGACAGCCUCAGAGCUCCAGUUCCCUUCACUUUAAGGUCCCUGCUCUGCCUCUUGUCCCACUACUGAGCAUCUUCAUGAAUGUUUACCUUAUGAUGCAGAUGACAGCUGCCACCUGGGCCCGAUUUGGUGUCUGGAUGCUGAUUGGGUUUGCUAUCUAUUUCAGCUAUGGGAUCCAGCACAGCCUGGUCUAUUAACCCCACCUAAGUUAAGGCCAAAAUCGUAGACCUUGAACUCAGCAGUGCCAGUACAUAUUCUGUUUGAUAAAAUAACACCUGAAUGCAGUCUGGUCCCUUUGCAUAAUAGUAGAGAGUAUUUUUGAGCACAUAGAAAGUUAGGUCUCCCAUGGGUGCUGAUGUGGGGGAACACUAAUAGAGCUCUGUAUUUAUUGUGGAAUGAAGGAUGUGUCUUUGCUCUUUCUUCUUUAUUAUUUCUUACUUGUAUAUUUGUUAAUUAUGUCUAUAGUUGUUUAGUGGCUUUUAAAAAAAUAUUUAAAAAACUAGGGGUGCCUGGGUCUCUCAGUCAGUUAAGCAUCCAACUUUGAUUCAGGUCAUAAUCUCACAGUCCGUGAGUUUGAGCCCCAUGUCAGGUCUGUGCUGACAGCUCAGAGCCUGGAGCCUGCUUCAGAU